Messenger RNA from Phytophthora sojae, 492 nucleotides. RefSeq lists its product as hypothetical. The record is from RefSeq and is a predicted model, not a curated record. The transcript is spliced from 4 exons. Lineage: Eukaryota; Oomycota; Peronosporomycetes; Peronosporales; Peronosporaceae. Bases 1 to 492 code for a protein of 163 amino acids.
AUGGAGCCGCGGUUGCCAGAGGCGCUGCGGCUACCGCGCAUGGCUGGGAGGGAGGGGGAUCUACGCAGAGUGUUUGUGAGCGUGCUCGCCCUAAGCGUCAGUCGCCCGCCCAAAUCCACGCCGUUGCCGCUGCCUCUUCCUCUGUGCGCGUGUGUCCUGCUCCCAGUCUACCAACCGCUGGCCGCAUCCGAGAGCGGUCCUGAGGGAGGCAGCAAGGAAACUGAGCAGAGCUCAAGCGGCGGCGUGUCCGCCCACUACGAGCAUGUACAUGACCCAUGCGCGCUGGUUGACAAGCAUGAUGACGAGCUCGUGAUGGCAUGGACAAGGACUACACCGGCAGAAGCACAACAGACGCUUCGACACGCAGCCGUCUUCGUGCUUACUGACCCCAUAUACUGGGACGCAGAGCUGCCCAUCGGGCUGCUGUUCGUGUACACGAUAAAGCGUGACAGCAAUGGUGAGCGUGAGAACAUCCCGUUGUACUCGGCGUGA